GCUCUAAGCAUUUCUCUCUAGACAAAAAUUCGAGGACCACCGAAAUUAGAUAGAAUUGCCGUUCAAACUGACGAUGCACGAUUCCCGUAGCUGCUGUGUUUACCACUUCGGCCAGGUUCAGAAGUAGUCACCAAAAUAAUCUUAGGCUAGGAAAUUAAGCUGCCAAAACGAGAGAAAGCAGAGGCUAUGGCAUUGCAAUACUACUUUCAUGCAUGCAAAAAUGCCUCGCUCCACGGGAUUUACAUGACGCAAUCAUCCGGUGAGAGGAAAGAAAAUAUCCAAGAGGCAGCAAGGCCUCCGGCAGAGCAAUUUGCACCGUUGGCAUCAACAUUCCGCCGCCGAUUACUAGUGGGUACUGGCUCAGCUUCUCUAGUAGCGGUUGGUGCAAAUUUUGGUGGAAUUACGAGUUCUCUUCUCGGGUUAUCACCAGAAAGUGGUCGGUAUCUUAAGCUGGAUGUGCUUUAUCCAAUUGAAGGCUAUAGCCGUUGUAUUCAGACAAAUGAAGGAUUUGAAUUCAUAUAUCCAGCAAAUUGGGUCGGGGACCAGACGCUGCUGUAUAGAGCAGCUGAGAAGAAAGAAUUUGAGAGAUCACUUGAUCCACCUCCACUAAACAAUAUGCGGCGCAAGAACGUAAAUGAACCAGUUGUUGCUUUUGGUCCGCCGGGUUCAAGUGGGGAGCUCAACGUUAGUGUCAUCGUCUCACCAGUUCCUCUUGAUUUCUCGAUUGAAGCAUUUGGAGGACCAGAGAAAGUGGGAGAAGCUGUGGUGAAGACAAUCACAUCAUCGUCCCGGCAACCGGACGUGAAAGGAACUUUGAUAGGGUCAAGUUUAAGAAAGGAUUCUGCGAGGAAUAUUAAUUACUACGAGCUGGAAUUUAGAGUGGAAAGCCCCUCGUUUCAGAGGCAUAAUGUAGCAGUGUGCUGUGCUCGAAGUGGCAGGUUAUAUACCUUAAAUGCUCAGGCACCGGAAUCUGCAUGGCCAGAUGUUGCCGCAGAUUUCCACAGAAUUGCUGGGUCAUUUAGUCUCUUAUCUUGAUAAAAAAACUAGGAAAUAUUCACAGAGGGAUUCUGCAGAAGCUGUAUUGUUUUUCAACAAUCUGAUGUUUCUAGGCAGCUAGUUCUAACGGUCAUGUUUCACACCAUACAGCAAGAUAUCAUUCUAUAUAUGCAGAUCUUGAACUGUUGCUGCAACAAGAA
Molecule: messenger RNA, 1196 nt
Organism: Manihot esculenta (cassava)
Lineage: Eukaryota; Viridiplantae; Streptophyta; Magnoliopsida; Malpighiales; Euphorbiaceae
Product: psbP domain-containing protein 7, chloroplastic
Exons: 3
Coding region: 187-1035 (282 amino acids)
Biological process (GO): photosynthesis
Cellular component (GO): photosystem II oxygen evolving complex; photosystem II; extrinsic component of membrane
Molecular function (GO): calcium ion binding
Source: RefSeq, a predicted model, not a curated record